Perkinsus marinus ATCC 50983 is the source of this 933-nucleotide messenger RNA. RefSeq lists its product as hypothetical. Gene Ontology annotation, molecular function: ATP binding; protein kinase activity. NCBI's taxonomy places the organism in Eukaryota, Perkinsozoa, Perkinsida, Perkinsidae. The record is from RefSeq and is a predicted model, not a curated record. The transcript is spliced from 10 exons. Gene Ontology annotation, biological process: protein phosphorylation. Bases 1 to 933 code for a protein of 310 amino acids.
AUGGGGAAGUUAUUAUCGACGCUGAAGAGGGGCGCCUACUUCCCUUGCCCACAGCACUUGACCCACGUGGUGGCUGACAUUACCCGAGAGCUAGUGGAUGCGGACUCUUCGAUAGAUUUUGAUUCGAAGUACGUUGUUGAUGAUGAGCGGGGUACAAUAGGUAGAGGGAAGUUUGGUAUGGUGUUGGCUUGUUGUCUGAGGCCGGACAAAGGCUUUCCCGGCCGACAACUUUUCGCAUUGAAGGUGAGGAGCGUUGGUGCGGCUUUGACCAUCAGACACACUGCUGUGAAACUCGUGUUCGACCUCUGUGAUGGCGGCGAUCUAUACGAGAGAGUCGGCAACUACUCUAAUAGAGAGGCUAAGAUACUAUUACGGAAUUUGACGGAUGGGUUGGCUUUCAUCCAUAGUAAGGGCCUCAUGCAUCGCGAUUUGAAGCCAGAGAAUAUACUUAUGGUCAGCCGCAGUAGCAAUACUGAAAUCAAGAUCGCUGACUUUGGGCUGGCCAGGGGAUCGGCUGGCUUCCCUCUGCGACUCCCUCGCAGUAGAACUAUCUGUGGCUCGGACUUCUAUCUUGCACCGGAGAUCAUCAGACAGGAGGAAUACGGCAGGGAGGUCGACAUAUGGUCACUAGGCGUGAUCGCCUAUGUUGUUCUGACCGGCUCCCUACCUUUUUACAAUGCUCAACUCCAUAAACUGUACCGACAGAUUCUCGUCAAGGACAUCAACUUGGAUAUCAUAGGAGAAAACUUUCAGCUACUCCUUACUGCUGGGUCGCGGGAUUUCAUCUGUCGUCUACUGCAGCUGCGGCCCGAAGACCGGCCCGCAGCGGAGACAGCCCUGCAGCAUCCAUGGCUCAGCUACACCUCUCCUAAGUCGAAGAGUUACCGACCUCCCCCUACUGCUAAUGGCCUUCUACUCACUAGCGCUGCAUGA